Patiria miniata (bat star) is the source of this 2954-nucleotide messenger RNA. RefSeq lists its product as uncharacterized. NCBI's taxonomy places the organism in Eukaryota, Metazoa, Echinodermata, Asteroidea, Valvatida, Asterinidae. The record is from RefSeq and is a predicted model, not a curated record. Bases 332 to 1480 code for a protein of 382 amino acids. The transcript has 5 exons.
UUAUUCUAUAGCCCAGUGCUCUAGUCAGUAGGCAAGGGAUUCGAUCCAUCAUGGCCACCGUGCACAUUGAGCGAUUGAGCUGAAGCGAUAUAGAAACAUAAUAAUAAUUCCCCUGAUGUUGCAAAAGCCCUUCAAGUUUCAUGCAUUUUGUAGCAGACAUCGUUCAACUGAGCUGUGUAAAUUGUUCAACACGAACAACCCUGUUAUCUUCAACCGAAGUACAAGUACACUACUCGCGAUCUGAGUGCACUGAGAACCGCUGAUACUGGAGCCGUACUGCAGGUCACAGGUUUCGGUCUGAAGCGCCACACUCAAUGUCCGGCUGCUGACAAUGGCAUCCGGAGGGUCUGACGACGGUGAGAAGAAAUUCCCGCCUGACGGCCCCAAAAUCGAAAAUCACUUCCACUUUGGAAAUUUCAACGGCCUCAUUACCAUCGGAACAAGCUCUGGGAACACAAUCAACUACGGACCAGAGGUGCGUAUCAAGCUUGAAGGGCCGCCAGAGUUGCUUGUUCGGAUGGUCAGCAUGAUAGACGAAAAGGGGGAGAACUCGUCGAUUACGAUGAGGGAACUCCAACAAAACUGCGAUUGCAACGUCCUCCGCAUCCGCAAAGGAUGCGUGGAGCUCACCCUGCGGGUCGGGAGCCAGAAAGGCCUGGAGAAACUCCUGGCCAUGUGCAACAGCGGAGAUCUCAAGCAGCUGCUGGGCAGAGAGUUCCCAGUCAAUGGUCUGAGGGUGGUCGAGGAAGACAUCGUACAGGCGCGCAAAUUCUUUGAGGAGGAAAAGGCCAAAAUGAAGAAUGAGCUGAGAAAGAAGGUGCAAGAAUUCGAAGAUGCAGCUGGUGAGUAUGUUCGUCGCCGGGUGAAGACGCUCGAGUUACUCAGGGAUUUAGUGGAGUACAUAACUCGACGCCAGAAGCAAGCUCAAGCAGCUGCGGCGGUGGGGGGAGUCAGCGCUGGAUUAGCUUUGUUCACAUUCGGCGUUUCGUAUCUUCUAUCAGCUGCUGCGGCAGGUGCCGUGGUCGCGAUUGUGGCUAUCAUCAUCCAAGCGGUCACCGCCAAAAUAUCCACAGAUGAAGCGAAGAUGUUCAUGGCCAAAGACAAGGUAGCAUGCGACAGAGUCCAGGAGACUCUAGAAAAGGUUGAUUUAACAUUGAGGGAGUGGGAGGGCAAAGAAGAAGGGGUACUGAUUGGUUCCAUUCACGAUUUGGUCAGGGUGGAUAAGGUGAAUCUGAAAAGGGGGGAGGACGCAAUCGAGAAGAUUGAGGGCCAAGGCCGCGGGGAAUUCGUCCAGUUCGUGGUCCUUACAGUAGAUCUAGAUAGGAUCAUAGUUCACAUACUGGACACGUUCACUGGAGAUGUCUCCAGGAUGGCCAAGGCAAUUCAAGAGAUUGCUGAUAAACUGGCCUGUCCGAAUGAGGCGUCAAUGAGGGAACUUGUCUCGAAAAUUAAAACACGGUUCCAACUUGACAACAACUAACAAUUGAAUCAAGUCGAGCGACAAGUUGUACCUUCGAACAUCUUCGUACAUUUUAUGUAAGAAAUGGUUCUCAUCAUACAAUUUGGUAGGAGCAGAUCCAUACAUCGGACGGGAAGGGCGAUAUAACAAUGUAGUCAUGUUGUGAAGUUAUAAUAACAAUAUUUGCCUCAAAAAUAUCCAACGAGUGGUUGACUAUGAAUAUCACGCGGUGAUGCAUUCUAAAAAUACUGUGUCAGUAAAUUCCAGGUCAUACUUGAACAUGUCACUUGUCUGGAUCAAAAUAACACUUCUGAUCAAAAUGACCGGAAAAUUACCAGGACAAGUGUCAUUUUGACCCGGAAAAGUGUCAUUUAGUUGGACCCGGAGAAGGGUCAUUUUGACCUGGAGAAGUGUCAUUUUGACCCGGAGACGAAUCAUUUAAUUUGAACUUAAGAAGUGUCAUUUUGACCCAGAGACUCGUCAUUUAAUUUUACUCGGAAAAGUGUCAUUUUGACCAAGGGGAGUGUCAUUUUGACCCGGAGGCGCGUCAUUUUGUUUGACUCAGAGAAGUGUCGUUUCGACCCGAAGAAGUGUCAUUUAAUUUGACUCGGAGAAGUGUCGUUUUGACCUGGAAAAGUGUCAUUUAAUUUGACUCGGAGAAGUGUCGUUUCGACCCGAAAAAGUGUCAUUUUAUUUGACGUGGAGAAGUGUCAUUUUGACCCGGGAAAUUGUCAGGGUCAACCGUAAAAUAUGACAGUUCCGGGUCGGAUUCGAUCCUAGAAUUUCUAGAGUGUACACCGCGGUACCUAGCCUUUGCCUGAUAAACCUUCUCCAAGGCAAGUUUUCAUUUUGUCUUAAACUCGGUCACAUAAAAUAUAUUGGUGGCUUUUAAAAUAUUAUUUAUUACAUUUCUUUACCCAGGGUGUGCCCAAACAAUUAAAAACUGGUUUCCAUUGGGGCCCUGCAUACACUACUUAUAUUUAUACACACAUGUACAAAUACAAUACAUUACAAAUACAAUAUAUCACAUGUGAAUUAAAAUAAAAGCAUAUUAGAUUACUGCAUGAUUGUAAAGCAACUAUAUUAUAAAUAAUUGAAAUUAAGAAUUGAGUUCGACGAUGUUCUGGGACGAAAAAUAUGUGUCGUUUUGAGGAUUUUUGUGUGAUGUAAGUGUAAAAAUAACCGAGGAAAAUUCAUAAUAGCAAAAUGUAUAACAAUGUAGAGGUGUAUAUGCUAAAGAAACGCCCUUCUGGCACUACUUUACUUAAAUUAGAUAGUCACAAUUGCCGUCGGGUUUCACCGUUUUCAAUUAGUUUGCGUUCUCAAUCUUAAGUCUUCCUCCAAAUUGUGUAGCGUAUUCUUAAUUGGAAUGUUUUUCCAUAAGUAGAUUAGUUAAUUAUCGUAUAGUCACCAUUAUACGUCACAUCAUGGCUGACAGAAUGUGUUGUAUGUAUACCUGAUCAAGAGAUUUUAAAAAGUUAGCAUUUGUAAUAUA